Mesocricetus auratus (golden hamster) is the source of this 1017-nucleotide messenger RNA. It is a transcript of the gene Tac4, whose product is annotated as tachykinin precursor 4. The record is from RefSeq and is a predicted model, not a curated record. Lineage: Eukaryota; Metazoa; Chordata; Mammalia; Rodentia; Cricetidae. Bases 237 to 701 code for a protein of 154 amino acids. The transcript has 5 exons.
GGGAUCAAAUGUUAGGGGUGGCUAUGGAGAGGUCUAGGCUCUUGAUGGCAUUGGCUCAAUCAGCCAGGGAGAGCGACUGUUGGUGAAGGAGCUCAAAGAUGGGAUUAGCCACAGGAAGGAAGCAGAGGGGCUGGAAGGCCUGGAGAGCAGGGGAGACUUCCCUCCCACGCUGCUGAAGGAGGUGGCUCAGGCCGAGGGGCUUCCCGGACUCCCAGACAGAGCAGCACCUGCUCACCAUGCUGCCCCUCCUUGCCCUGCUUCUCCUGGUUGGGCCGUCGGUGUGCACUACAACAGGAGACAGAAAGCGACUGAGUCUUGGCACAGAAGCAGAGUCCUGGGUGACCGUGAACCUGAAGGGAAUCCCAAUUGCCAGCAUUGAGCUCCAGCUUCAGGAGAUGAAGAGAAGCAGAACUCGCCAGUUCUACGGUCUGAUGGGGAAGCGGGUGCAGGGAAUACAUCCGACCCAGCCAAAGGAAAGAAUGGGGUAUCAGCUGGGACGAAUAACGCAGGACCUCCUUGGCGAAAGAGGUCUGUCCAUGGAAGGAACCUGCAGACAGGAGACACACCACCAGAGUGCAGGGCCCGGCACAGUGGCCACAGAAGGCCUUCAGAGUCAAAGAGGGAGACCAGACCCUCUCAGUCACGAGCAACGUGUAGCUCUCUCCCUGGACACAGAAGAGGAUGGCCAGGGUUCCGAGUGAGCCCCAAAUAUGCUUCCCAAAGGAUGCCAUGUCCAUAAUCCCUGAGCAUCACAGCUGAAGAGCCUAAGGCCAACGGUCCAGUGUCUUCUGUCCUCAGCUUGGGCAUUUCAUGCCAGGCCUGCACAGAACCCUGCAUUUCUUCCACAAUUCUUGGCUUCAGGUAGCAAUGGCACACAACGUAGUGCUGCCUCACAGGAGGGAGUGACCCAGCUCGCCCCUGCACCCAGGCUCUCAUGUCUAUGUAUUACAGGGUGGGUUUCACACUCUGUAUCCCAUGCCCAACACACAGUGGAGCUCAAUAAAUGAGUGAGCAGUA